AUGCAGCUCCAAUCUCUCAUCAUCGCCGCCGCCUCGGCCACCGCAGUGUUCGCUGCCCUCAACGAACCAUGCUACGGCUCAGGUGGACGAGCCGGUGUCUGUGUUACCACCGCCAGCUGCUCAUCCAGCGGCGGCACCACCAUCAACGGCGCCUGUCCCAGCGACCCGUCCAACGUCAAAUGCUGCACCAAGGCCUCCUGCGGCAGCGGCGGCAACUGCCGCUUCACGAGCGACUGCGCCGGCACCUCCGUCUCGAACCAGUGCCCCGGACCCAGCAGCUUCAAGUGCUGCUCCUCGUCCGCCACCGGCUUCGGCGGCUACAAGGCGCCCGGCAUCCCGUCCGUGGGGGCGUGUAAGUCGGUCGCCGUCAGCGGCGCGAAGAAGAUCGUGGCGCAGUUCCCGGGCAGGGUUCGCGAGAUCGGGUGCGUGAGGGACUGUGCUUGCCCCGGCGACUCCGACCACUGCUGUGGAAAGGCGACUGACAUGAUGUGCUCUGAUGCCGGCGGCACGCCCACGGCUUCUGGAAAGGAGAUUGCCGAAUGGGUCAUGAGAAACGCCGACUCUCUCAAGGUCAAGUAUGUCAUCUGGGGUCAGAAGAUCUGGCAGUCUUCGGAGUCUGUCAAGACUUGGGCCAACUGGAAGCCCAUGGAAGACCGUAACAGCAUCACCAAGAACCACUGGGACCAUGUUCAUGUGAGCUACAACUAA
Messenger RNA from Colletotrichum karsti, 708 nucleotides. RefSeq lists its product as uncharacterized. Bases 1 to 708 code for a protein of 235 amino acids. The record is from RefSeq and is a predicted model, not a curated record. The transcript has 4 exons. NCBI's taxonomy places the organism in Eukaryota, Fungi, Ascomycota, Sordariomycetes, Glomerellales, Glomerellaceae.